Molecule: messenger RNA, 2561 nt
Organism: Glossina fuscipes
Lineage: Eukaryota; Metazoa; Arthropoda; Insecta; Diptera; Glossinidae
Product: nuclear transcription factor Y subunit gamma-like
Exons: 3
Coding region: 318-1910 (530 amino acids)
Biological process (GO): regulation of DNA-templated transcription
Cellular component (GO): CCAAT-binding factor complex; nucleus
Molecular function (GO): DNA binding; protein heterodimerization activity; DNA-binding transcription activator activity, RNA polymerase II-specific
Source: RefSeq, a predicted model, not a curated record
CUUUUAGCACACACAAAUUCUGGUUGACUGGUAUUGUUUGACAACUAAACACUGUGUGUAAAAUUGUAAUUGUGUUUUGUAGACGAUAAAAUUAAAUUUAUUGGAAAUAAAAAAGAAUCUGUGCAUAAGAAUUUGCGAAGUCAGUCUUAAUUCGAUAUCAUGCAAUAAACCUAAUUGGGAGAUAGAUUUUACUCGGAGCAAGUCGCAGACAAAUGAAGAAGGAAAUCCGCAUUAAUUGAAGCCAACAGCGCAAUCACCAUUGUGAGGAAAUUAAUUGAAAACAGUUGUAAAUAGUUGCUAUUUUAAUUUAUAUAGCAAUGCAUAGUAAUAAAAUAACAACAAAUAGCUCCUAUGAGAACACCAUCAAAAUGGAUAUAAACGUAUCACAAUCAUAUGAACGAUCGUCUAGUACGAAUUGCAGCGUACCACCGACGAACCACGGGGGAGGCUUAACAAUUGCGAGUGUCACAAAAGGACCCGCACAUUUCACUUUGAAUAGUCCUAGUGCUGGUUGUGUUGGCACGACCGCAAUCACCAAUGCAACAAUUGUUCAUAGCGGCCCUAUUGCCAAAGAUAAGCCAGCUAGCAAAAGCAUUAAGCAACCGAUACCGCGAAAACCGCCUCCAACAUUAGACAAUUUCUGGCCAAAUAUUUUACAUGAGAUACAGAGCACGCAAAAUGUUGAUGCCAGACAUCAGGCUUUACCUUUAGCACGCAUUAAAAAAAUUAUGAAACUGGAUGAUAAUGCGAAAAUGAUUGCCGCUGAAGCCCCGCUUCUAUUUGCCAAAGCUUGCGAAUUUUUCAUCCAGGAGUUAACUAUGCGAGCCUGGAUUCAUACUGAGGAAAGCAAGCGACGUACCUUACAAAGAUCAGACAUUGCUCAAGCUAUAGCUAACUACGAUCAAUUUGAUUUUCUCAUUGAUAUUGUGCCACGAGAAGAUAUAAAGCCUUCUGGUCAUCACCGGAAGCAUGAAAGCGCACAAACGUCUACGUCUACAUCUACGUCUGCGAAUGGACUAAAUGCAACCUCAUCGGCAUCUUCGUCGGCACCAGUAACACACAGUAGCUCAAUACCAGCUGCUGCUAGCGGUGGUGUUGUAACUGGCGAAAUGAUUAACGUAACUACACUAAAAAGUGAACCUUUAAAUACUAUAGCAGCUGACCAAGUGACAACAAAUGCCGCAUUGGCCACUACUAAUAGCACCCAAACUGCGCAAGUAGUAACUGCGGGUCAGCCUACCCAGCAGCAGGUUCAAAUCAUACAACAAACUGGUCAUCAUUCAACGCCACAAAUGCAAUACUUUAUCACAAUGCCCGGACAACAACCAGGCCAACCACAGUUGGUAUAUCAAUUGCAGUUGCAACAACAGCAACUGCAGCCGCAAAAUUUAACAGCGGCAGGUCUUAACUUGGUAACUCAGCAACCACAACAAUUGAUAUUAACAGCAGCUGCACCCACCAACGCCAACGCAACUCUAACUAACCACCAGCAACAAAGCGGUUUAUUGCAGAAUUUGGCUCAACAGCAGCAACAACAAGUUCAGCUAGUGCAGCAAGUGGUAGUUACACCUACCGGUGAAUUAGCCAAUGUGCCGAUUGCUAUCAACGCAAACCAAAUAAACUUGUUACGUUUACAAAUGCAACAACAACAGCAUCAACAGCAAUCCCAACAGCAAGCACCCCAGCAGAUAAUUAUACCGACCCAAUUACUCAGUGCUCAACAACUCAUACAACUGCAAUCGCAAAACGCUGCUGGUGUGCAUCACCAACAUAGUUCACAACAACAUCAACCUCAACACGCAGGACCCAGUAGUACAUUGUAUAUUAGUGCAAGUCCAUCUGUUCAAAACGCUGUCGCAACAUCCGGCGCGGAACGCAAUCUGAACGGUGGUUAUCGCUCGAAUUGCUAGCCUGAAGAUAACGUCCGAAGCAGCUGCUAUUGGGCCGCUGAGGAUAUGCUUAACUUUUUGUAAAUUUCUUAACUGCCAGCUUCUUAGGCAGGUGUUUAGGUUUUUAUAUAUCAGUUAUGUAUGUAUAUAUAUAUAUAUACCUGCUAUUAGGCGAUAAUUCCAGGAUCACCACCGAACUUAAUCAGUAUAAAAUUCUCUGCCCGUUUAACAAUGUUCAUCCUUUCCUGCGUUUUCUGUUGCAUGCCAACGGGGGCAUAAAUUGACCACUGCAACUUUGUGUAAAUAUAAGAUCUCAAUUGCUUCAAACUUAGCUCGGAAAUGAACAAUAGACCACCAUAAUGGAAUAAGCUCAGCACUAUAGACGUACAAAACAAAAUUCUAAUUUAUUGUUACGUCGGCAAUUGAUAACGUAUUUUAGGCAAUUUCUAUUUACUGGUUCAAGUCGGUGGGUAUCAAAGGUUUGCCUCCAAGGCGGAUACAACUUUCUUGUUUGUUCUAACUGUAAAUUUGUAGAAUUACUUCUUUAACCCCAUCAAGACUUGUAUACCAUUGAUGUAUUUAUAUUUAUAGAUUAUUGAUUUUAAAGAAUAAAAUCCCUUCUUGUGAAAUAAUGUAUAAGUAAUAAAAUGCAUAACCAUAUUUGAAAACGAA